GAUUUACUUCCGCGUUGGAGACUCGGCAUGGUUAUUGCUGUAUAAAAAUAAAAAUAUUCCAGGAUUUCAUCCUUUUAACCAGCAUUAACUUCUUCAGCAGUUUGAGCAACAGUAGCUCGUCUGUUGGAUCGGAUCACACGGGCCAGCCUUCUCUCCCCGCGUGCAUCAGUGAGCCUUGGCUGCCCAUGACCCUGUCUCCGGUUCACCACUGUUCCUUCCUUGGACCACUUUUGAUAGAUACUGACCACUGCAGACCGGGAACACCCCACAAGAGCUGCAGUUUUGGAGAUGCUCUGAUCCAGUGGUCUAGCCAUCACAAUUGGGCCUUUUAGCUGAAUGAGGCAUGAAGGCUCUUCCCCCAGACACGGUGCGGCUACUGUCCAGCUCUCAGGUGAUCACGUCUGUCCUAAACGUCGUUAAGGAGCUGAUCGAGAACUCGCUUGAUGCUGGAUCCACAAGCCUAGAAAUCAAACUGGAGAAUUAUGGCUUGGAUCGUAUCGAGGUGCGAGACAACGGCUCUGGAAUCAAAGCUGCUGAUGCUCCUGUGAUGGCGGUGAAACAUUACACCUCUAAAAUCUCCUGCCAUGAAGAUCUGGAGCGUCUCCAGACCUACGGCUUCAGAGGAGAAGCUCUGGGGUCCAUAUGUGCCGUUUCUGAGGUCGUCAUCGCCACCAAAACAGCUGACGAUGACAUCAGCACUCAGUACACGCUCGACUUCAAGGGGUGUGUGGUCUCUCAGCGGCCCUCGCACCUAGGACAAGGUACCACUGUGUGUGCGCUGAAACUGUUCAAGAACCUUCCUGUCAGGAGGCAGUAUUACUCCAACAGCAAGAAGUGCAAAGACGAGCUGAAGAAGGUCCAGGAUCUGCUCAUGGCUUAUGCCAUCAUCAAGCCUGAGCUGAGGGUCGUGUUCACACACAAUAAGGCCGUGAUAUGGCAGAAGUCCAAGGUAUCGGAUCACGGCGCGGCUCUCAUGGCCGUGCUCGGAUCCUCCACCGCCGCCAACCUGUUACCCGUCCGACAUCACCACGAGCAAGCAGAGAUCAGCAUCGACGGAUAUUUCCCCAAGCCGAACUCCGAUCUCAGUGCGACAAGUUCCAGUACCUCAGACAAGACGUUUAUUUAUGUGAACAAUCGGCCCGUGAAUCACAAAGAUAUCCUGAAGCUUGUAAAGCAGCACUAUGCUAACUCGGCUCAUUCAAAUAACGAAUCAGCCAGCCGCCGAUUCCCUAUCCUGAUGCUGAACAUCACCGUCCCUGCCUCGAGUGUGGAUGUUAAUCUGACACCUGACAAGCUGCAAGUGAUGCUACAGAACAAGGAUGCUGUGCUUUUAGCAGUGGAAUCUGUACUGAUAUCCUUGUACGGUUCUUAUUCUGUUGGGAAUGACAACCAUGUGACAGAAGAACAGUCUCAUUCUACGGUGGAAACUAGGAAGGAGCGCAACGAAGCGGCUGAAAUAGCUGCACCGCAACCUAGAGCGGUUUCUCCACCUGUGGUGCUAGACAAGCCUACCACAAACACCAAAGAAAAGGACAGUGAUACAUCCUUACCAGGUACCGCUAACACAAGCUCGUCUUCCUCAUCAGAGGACUGGAUAAUCAACACAAGCUUGAGUGAUUCAUCUUUUGCUGAGAACAUAGCGUUGAAUUCUUCACUCGACCCAGAUGACAAACAUGAGAGCUCUCUCGUGCAAGUGGACAAGGAGAUCUCAGCAGAGAUCUCAGCAGAGAGUUGGGCCAUGGGGAAGGCUUUCACAGAUCCCAUCACCGGAGAAUGCAUUGAACCUGUGAAGCUUCAUCAACCUGAAGCUAAAAAAGAUGGUGACCUUCCCCCAGAAAACAACUCUACGUGUAGCAGCCCAUGCAGGAGACCCACAAAUGUCAUUGUGGAAAAAAUGGCCAAAUUAACGGCCUACGACCUGAUCAGCAGCCACUCUGUGCGUCAGCCACUUUCUGCCUUCGCACUGUUUGAGCAGGACGCCAGAUCAUCCGUCCUGCUGGAGAAGCCACGAGCCAGUCUGCAGGAUGUCACUGCUGCUGUAAAAGAGAGAUGGGAAAGCCUCGGGGAGGAAGAAAGAAAGAAGUAUGAGGAAAAGGCCCAGAAGUCCCUGGAGACCUACAACGAGCAGAAGAAGCGUGCAUCAGCCGACGUCAUUCCUGACCAUCAGCAUGAGAAGGCUGAUUUGUUUCUGAACAGACCCCAGGGCGUGAAACGUAAAGCCCAUGAGUCCAAUCAGCAGACCCUGGACAAACUCUUCACCUCUCAGCCUAAGAGCAAGAAGAAACCUACAGAGGCGUCCAAGACUGUCCAGUUCAGCAUAGAUGGCCUCAGGCGAGCACUUCAGCCUGAGCAUCGCUCCCGCUCAAGUGAGCAGGACCUCCGGCUUGUAAACCGCUUGCCUUCUCACUGCGCCUGGGUCGUUUUAUGUGGCAGAAAGCUCAUGUUGUUAAAUCCGUUCAGGGUGGAGGAAGCCCUGCUGUUUAAGAGACUUCUGGAGAAUAAUAUACUUCCAGCAGCGAGCUUGCAGUCCCCUAUACAGCUAACAGAUGGUGUUCUCGGUGGUCCUGAAUACAUGGAGGUUCUUAUGAAUAUGGAGAAAGGCAGUCCAUCUUUAACUGGUGAAGUCCUCUUUACUGAUGCCAGGCUGGUGGCCAAUGGAUUUCAGAUCAGACUUACUCCAGGUUCCUCAUCCACUGGGGCCGGUGUUGAAGUGAUGGCCAUGGCUGACUGCAUGCCUUUCUACGGCAUUGCUGACCUAAGGGAGAUCCUAACAGCCGUGAAGGACAGGAACGUCCAGACGGUCCAGCAGUGCAGACCUCUCAAAGUCACAAACUACCUGGAGGGUGAAGCUGUGAGGAUGACCAGACAGUUGCCUCUGAACAUGUCCAGAGAGGACGUCACAAAUAUCCUGUCUCGGAUGUCUCGAGAGUUUGAAGGGAAGCGUGAAGUUUGUCUUCAUGGACGGCCGUUUUUUCACCACCUUACUGAUGUCCCUGAAACAGACCAGGACGCUUUCGACAUCUUGUCUAGCUCUUGCUGAUUAUUUAAAAAAAUUUCCCAGUGUGAUGUUACGGUCCGACUCGGAGGGCCGUUCUCUCAGGGCAUAUUAUUGUAAAUGCUUAUAGUUUUCAGUUUAAUGUUCUGUAAAAGGUUUGUUUCUAAUGAUACUGACAGCAUGGCAUUAAAUAAUGAAGUGUAUGUUUAUUAAAAAACAAACAAGUGCAUAAGAGAAUAAUAAAUAUUUUCACUUA
Hemibagrus wyckioides is the source of this 3251-nucleotide messenger RNA. RefSeq names its product PMS1 homolog 1, mismatch repair system component (gene pms1). The transcript has 14 exons. Lineage: Eukaryota; Metazoa; Chordata; Actinopteri; Siluriformes; Bagridae. The coding region runs from base 344 to 3040 and encodes 898 amino acids. Gene Ontology annotation, molecular function: mismatched DNA binding; ATP binding; ATP-dependent DNA damage sensor activity. Gene Ontology annotation, biological process: mismatch repair. Gene Ontology annotation, cellular component: MutLalpha complex. The record is from RefSeq and is a predicted model, not a curated record.